GGCCGCAGCGGCUCACCCCGACCUCACUUUCUCGGAACCUGAGUGAGCUGCUGCUGCCGGCCACCGGCGGCGCUCGGCGGAGAGGGCUGGGGGCGGGAGAUGAGGGUGAUUUCCUCCCUCCUGGGCCCUCUACGAGCAUCUACUCCCUUCUUCUGGAAGCCCCGGGGCUGCAGACAUAGCAGAAAGCUGGUUGGAGGUGGAGGUUGAGAGAAAAUGAGUUCUUUUUCUCAUUUACCUGCUGAGAACUCAACCCCUGCAGUCAACAUGACUGAGAUUUUGUCUACGCCAGUAAUGCAUGGAUUUAAUUCUACUAAUGACUCACCUUCCAUGGCAAUCACAAGGCUUUUCCCAGCUUUACUAGAGUGCUUUGGCAUAGUCCUUUGCGGUUACAUAGCAGGAAGGGCCAAUGUCAUAACAUCCACACAGUCCAAAGGACUGGGAAAUUUUGUCUCCAGAUUUGCACUUCCAGCUUUAUUAUUCAAAAACAUGGUUAUACUUAAUUUCUCCAAUGUGGAUUGGGCUUUCCUAUAUAGUAUCUUAAUUGGCAAAGCUUCUGUAUUUUUCAUUGUCUGUAUAUUAACCUUAUUGAUUGCCAGUCCCGAUAAUCGCUUUAGCAAAGCUGGACUAUUCCCUAUUUUUGCUACACAAAGUAAUGACUUUGCAUUGGGAUACCCAAUAGUUGAAGCUUUAUAUCAAACUACAUACCCAGAAUAUCUUCAGUAUAUUUAUCUGGUGGCCCCAAUAUCUCUUAUGAUGUUAAAUCCCAUUGGGUUUAUCUUCUGUGAAAUCCAGAAGUCAAAAGAUGCUCAAAGUACUUCUCAAAACAAAGUAAAAAUUGUGGGACUUGGAUUUCUCCGUGUGUUACAGAACCCAAUAGUAUUUAUGGUUUUCAUUGGUAUUGCCUUCAAUUUUAUUCUUGAUAAAAAGAUUCCUGUAUAUAUGGAAAAUUUCCUCGAUGGACUUGGAAAUUCUUUUUCUGGAGCAGCCCUGUUUUAUCUUGGUCUCACCAUGGUGGGAAAAAUAAGGAGACUGAAGAAGUCAGCAUUUGUUGUACUCAUUCUUCUCAUCACAGCAAAACUCCUGGUCCUGCCACUUAUUUGUAGAGAAAUGGUGGAACUCUUGGACAAGGGCGACAGUGUAGUGAACCAUACAAGUUUAUCAAAUUACGCGUUUUUGUAUGGCGUCUUUCCCGUAGCACCAGGAGUGGCUAUCUUUGCAACGCAAUUCAACAUGGAAGUUGAGAUUGUAACCUCAGGGAUGGUGAUAAGCACAUUUGUGUCUGCUCCUAUCAUGUAUGUUUCUGCCUGGUUACUGACCUUUCCCUCUAUGGACCCCAAGCCAUUGGCAUAUGCCAUUCAGAACGUUAGCUUUGAUAUAAGUAUUAUCAGCCUAGUUUCCCUGAUCUGGUCUCUAGGUAUUCUUCUUUUAAGUAAGAAAUAUAAGCAGCUUCCUCAUAUGCUUACAACAAACUUACUCAUUGCUCAGUCUGUUGUCUGUGCUGGAAUGAUGCUAUGGAAUUUUGUUAAAGAAAAAAAUUUUGUUGGACAAAUUUUGGUGUUUGUUCUGUUAUACAGCUCCCUCUAUAGCACCUACCUGUGGACAGGUCUUCUAGCAGUUUCUUUGUUUCUUUUGAAAAAGCGAGAGAGUGUACAAAUCCCAGUUGGAAUCAUCAUAAUAUCUGGCUGGGGAAUUCCUGCUCUCCUUAUUGGUGUUCUUUUGAUAACGGGAAAGCACAAUGGAGAUAGCAUUGACUCAGCUUUCUUUUAUGGAAAAGAGCAGAUGAUCAUCACGGCAGUCACCCUGUUCUGCAGCAUCGCGAUCGCUGGCAUAUCACUCAUGUGCAUGAACCGCACUACUCAAGCUGGGCGCUAUGAAGGCUUUGACCAGUCUCAGAGCCACAAAGCCACAGACCCUGACAAUGCUACUUUUGAGGAAAGUCCAGCACCAACAAGUGAACCAGAACUUUUUACAAGUUCCAUCCCAGAAACAAAGACAGAGAGAGAAACACAGAGAGAUCUCCAAUCUGCUGGUUCACUCCCCACAUGUCUGCAUCAAAGCCACGAGCUGGGAAUCCAACCCGGGUCUCCCACGUGCGUGGCAGGAACCCAAGCACUUGAGCCAUCACCUGCUGCCUCCCAGGGCUGCUGUUCCUGCUCCAUUGGAAAUGGUGAACUGCACUGCCCAUCAGCAGAGCCAGGAGCAAAUACAAGCACCAGUAGACCUGCGACUCCUUCGUUUGAGAAAAACGAGCACUGUGAGGGUCGCUGUAACUCCCAGAGCUGCAUCUUAGCCCAGGAGGAGGAGCAGUACCUGCAGAGCACCGACCAGCAACUGACUCGACACGUGCUGCUGUGUUUGCUCCUCAUCAUCGGCCUGUUUGCUAAUCUUUCCAGUUGUUUAUGGUGGCUGUUCAACCAAGAGCCUGGAAGACUGUAUGUUGAGUUACAGUUUUUCUGCGCUGUGUUUAACUUUGGCCAGGGAUUUAUUUCCUUUGGAAUCUUUGGAUUAGACAAACAUUUAAUCAUCCUGCCAUUUAAAAGAAGACUUGAAUUCCUAUGGAACAAUAAAGAAACAGCAGAAAACAGGGAUCCUCCUGUAUCUGAGGAAAUAAAAAUGACCUGUCAACAGUUUAUGCAUUAUCACCGUGACCUAUGUAUCCGAAACAUUGUCAAGGAAAGAAGGUGUGGUACAAAGACUUCUGCUGGGACCUUCUGUGGCUGUGAUCUGGUGAACUGGCUAAUUGAAGUUGGCCUUGCCUCUGACCGUGGUGAAGCUGUGAUAUAUGGAGACAGACUGGUGCAAGGGGGAGUCAUCCAGCAUAUUACGAAUGAUUAUGAAUUUCGGGAUGAGUACUUGUUUUACAGAUUUCUUCAAAAGAGUCCUGAGCGGAGUCCUCCUGUUAUCAAUGCAAACCCCGUAUAUCAGGAAAGAUAUAAAGAAAUUGAGCAUUCAUCCCCUUCCUCACUUUCCCCCAACACCUAAAUUGUGAAGGAGAGAAUCCCACAUGGAAUCCUGUUCUAACCCCUAAUCUGUUACUUUUCACUGUGUUACUAUGGGCAAGUGACAAACAGAUCUUCAGCUGCCUCUUCAGGAAAGUUUGACAACUUUUUUGGUUGUUAUUCCCAUUUCAUGCUAACAUUCUGUUUUUUAUGUGUAUGUAAAACUCAUAGGAAACUGACUUGGAAAAAAGAGAAAAACAAAUCAAAAUUUCAAAGUUCUGAUAUGAAUAAUAGUUACCAUAGUAUUAAUAUGUGAACAUUUAAAAAUCAUUGUCUUCUGCAAAUAUUUACUACAAUUUCAAAAUUAGUAUCAGAUUCACUAGCUGUUACUUUAAGUUGCCAUGUAUAUUGUUAUCAGGAAAUGAACCUUAAAUUAUGAAAACUUUGCAUUUACUUAUAGCACUUCCUAAAAAAAGAAUUUUAAUAAGAAGGUCUUCCUAUUUUUAUUUUUUCCAUUUUCUUGAUGGUUAUGACUCAUUUACAAUCUAGAAGCACUGAUUUUAGGGUUCAACUUUUCCUUGCUUCUCUAUCCAAAGUACUACCUGUGCACCUAGGAAGGGAAUAAGAACUUCUAUAUGUUAGGCCCACGGUCCUUCAGAAAUAUCAUUUGAUAUUUUGUUUUGUACAAUUGAUUACUGGAGCAUAUUCAUUUAACUACUAUCAACAAAAUCAUUGCUGUGUGAUGUUAUUGUUUCUGGUAUUUUCACAAAGUAUCAGUGCAGGAGGAUAACCUCUAUUUAUCCUUUAUGGUUAAAAAAAACAGUUCAAGCUAAGAUUUAAGAACUUAGCAUCCUACUGUUACUUUUAGAAUUUAUUCUUUUUUAAGCAUCCAUGAAUUACUGGAUGCCCUCUUUCUUAGCCCAUUCAGGCUGCUCUAACGGGACACUAUGAAUUAGCUUGUUUCUCAGAGUUCUGGAAACGGACAUUCCAGAAGUCACCAGCAGACACAGUGUGUGAUGAGGGCCUACCUGCUAGUCCACAGACCAUGCUACUUGCUCUGUCUCAUGUAGGGGAAAGGAAGAACUCAGCCUCCUUGAAGGCCAUUAAUCCCACUAAUGAAGGCUCUGUCCUCAUGAACUGACUGACUCCCAAAAGCCCCUACUCACGCCAACACAUUGGGAU
Molecule: messenger RNA, 4121 nt
Organism: Ochotona princeps (American pika)
Lineage: Eukaryota; Metazoa; Chordata; Mammalia; Lagomorpha; Ochotonidae
Gene: GPR155
Product: G protein-coupled receptor 155
Exons: 17
Coding region: 214-2982 (922 amino acids)
Biological process (GO): transmembrane transport; intracellular signal transduction
Cellular component (GO): membrane
Source: RefSeq, a predicted model, not a curated record